AUGCUCAAGGAAAGUCAUGUUGAUGUACUCAUCAUCGGUGCGGGUCCGUCUGGGCUCAUGUGUGCCAAUGCAUUAGCUGGCGCUGGAGUGAACUUCAGAAUCAUAGACAACAGACCGGUGGGUGUGGCCGCUGGCCAAGCUGAUGGCAUACAGCCUAGGACGAUCGAAGUUCUUCAAAGUUAUGGUUUGGCAGAGCCUUUGUUGAAGGAGGGUGCCCAGAUGCAUCUUUGUGCCUUUUACAACCCUGGCCCUGAUGGCGGCAUCGAACGUACUGGCCGGGCUGCAGACGUCACAGCUCCAACCGCCCGUUAUCCCUUCAAGAUCACGAUCGCACAAGCAUCAAUUGAAGCACUUUUCGUCGAGUCCUUAAAGUCCCAAGGAAUAUCAGUUGACCGUCCGAUCGUCCCUUCCUCCCUAGAAAUUUCGCAAGAUCCCGCAGAACUUCUGGAUCCGUCAUCAUACCCUGUGAAGGUGGUCUUGGACCACAUACAUUCUUCGGAUGAUACUCCAGAACAGGAGAUCGUUCAUGCAAAGUUCGUCGUCGGUGCAGAUGGUGCACACUCAUGGGUUCGCAAAACCUUGGGUUUUACGAUGGAUGGGGAACAAACAGAUUACAUAUGGGGCGUGAUCGACUUCAUUCCGGAUACCAACUUCCCAGACAUUCGCAAUCGUUCUGCAAUCCACUCCGAGAACGGCUCAUGUAUGAUCAUACCCCGCGAAGGAGACAAAGUCCGGUUCUACCUGCAGAUGGCGGAUAAAGACGUCAUGGAUCCUGAAACAGGAAAAAUCGACAAGCAGAAAGUGACCGCCGAGAACCUCAUCAACACUGCUCGCAGAACAUUCUACCCGUAUAUAGUUAACGAACCAAAAGAAGUGGACUGGUGUUCAAUUUACAUCAUUGGUCAACGUGUAGCCUCCAAGUUCUCUAAACAUGACCGUGUCUUCAUCGCUGGUGAUGCAUGCCACACGCACUCUCCGAAAGCAGGACAGGGUAUGAAUGCGAGCAUGAACGACACCCAUAACCUUGCGUGGAAGCUGGCACAAGUCCUGCGGGGCAGGGCGGACAUUUCCCUUUUGAAAACUUACGAGCUUGAGCGCCAGAAAUAUGCCCAAGAUCUCAUUGAUUUCGAUCGUGAGUUCUCCGCUCUAUUUUCCGGCAAACCGAGGACGUCGGAAAACCAGGAGGGUGUUACCCACGAAGAAUUCCUGAGUGCUUUCCAGGCUUCUGGUGGCUUCAGCAGUGGUAUCGGUGUACAUUACAUGCCUUCAGCGAUUGUCCAUACUAUUCAUCAAGGCAGCGCAUCCAACCUCAUCAUCGGCGAGCGGAUGCUGCCCCAAUUAUUCGUUCGUGCAGCGGAUGCUCGUCCUGUGGAGAUCCAAGACAUGCUCCCCGCAGAUACCCGCUUCAAGCUUCUCUUCUUCGUUGGCCUUCUGACAUCGGAAAAGCUCGCAAAGGUUCGAAGGCUCGCUGAGGAGUUGGAACUCCCCACAAGUUUCCUGCAAAAGUACAACUUCCCUGCCCAGGGCAAGGCACAAUCUAUGUUCGACAUCAUUUCGAUAGCCGCUGGUCACAAGGAUGAUGUGAAUUUCCUGGACAUUCCUUCGACGUUGAGGACACACUGGUCUAAAGUCUUGAUUGAUGACACGGAUGUGACAGGCCGCUUGGGUGGAGGCGCAUAUCCGAGAUUCGGUAUCGAUGAGAAAGAAAUCACGAUAGUGGUUGUUCGGCCUGACGGUUAUGUCGGUAUGAUUGCACCAUCUACGGCGUUAGAGAGCAUGGAUAAGUACUUCGGUUCUUUCCUGAUAGGAAAAACCUUGAACCGGGAGGCUUAG
Suillus fuscotomentosus is the source of this 1833-nucleotide messenger RNA. Its product is annotated as FAD binding domain-containing protein. NCBI's taxonomy places the organism in Eukaryota, Fungi, Basidiomycota, Agaricomycetes, Boletales, Suillaceae. The record is from RefSeq and is a predicted model, not a curated record. The coding region runs from base 1 to 1833 and encodes 610 amino acids. Gene Ontology annotation, molecular function: FAD binding. The transcript has 16 exons.